AUUUGACGGAUUGUUUUGUUGCGCUGUUUUGGUAAGCGUUGUAUUUGUGAGUGCUCGAGGAGCGUUCGAGUUGAUUUUGAUCGAGCGCUACUCCAUCACGAAUUAGCCAAGAGUCCCCAUGCCACUGGAUCUUCCGCUCUAUUACGGUAAGAAACGUUUUCCCCGGCGUGUUGAACGUGUUCUGUCCGUGCUGACUGCGAAAUUUACGGUUUAACAUCCUAAAAUUGCCGGUCGGUUCCGUAAUGUUGUAUGUCAUAAAUCAUUGAAGAAGGAGGUCAUAACAGUUUUCAACGAGUCCUGCAGCCAGCCACGCUGGGUACAUUUCACUAAAUUUGUUUAGGUUUCAGUGGCGCUUGUUUGUAAGUGAUCUACCAGCAAGUCAGUUACAAAGAUUUCACCAUGUCGUUUCUUUUUUCCUUCUUUGUCAAUGUUGACAACAGUAAGGAAACUAAAUUGCACUUAGUGAAUAAGUUCAAAAAUAUUACUUUUUAUUUAUCUACAUAUAUUUAAGUUUCUUCUUUUGUUAUUGUUCGCAGAAAUUUCUUUAACUUCAAAUUUCGGGCAAAUGGUUCAGCGAAAGGUGGUGGUUUAUCUUUUACUGUUAUUUUCUUCAGUUUUGCCACCGAAAAGAUUAUCAUUGUCCUUGGGCGCAUAAAAGGGAGAAUUUUUGUCAGUCCAAUUUAAUUCCCUAGUGGAAAGAUAUGUUCCCUAUCUCAAAAUGUCUUCUUUUAGAGUAUUAGGUGACAGUAUUUUCUUUCCAAUGUGAUCUUCUUUCGUUAUCAGAUUUAUUUUCACUAUACAUGAGAUAACCUUCAAUAUCGAAAAGCAGUAUUGCAGCUUUUAACGAUAAGAUUUUGCCGACAUCCUGCCGAGAUGAAAACAAAAGCUUAAAAGAAAAAUCAUUUCGCAAGUCGCUGCGAAUUUUCUGUUUGUUCUAGCUUCCGAAUAUAUUUAACUUCCCAAAAAACAUUUUUCUUCCCGUGUAUACAAGAUUGGGUUAUCUCUUAUCGAGAUUCUGUCUUGUGACGCAAUUAUGUCUAUAUUAAUCAAAGCAAAUGGAAAAUGUAGCAUAAUCAACUUCAUUUGAUGUGAUUUUGACGUUAAAUACGAAAUGACACGAUUAAGGAAAAGUCAAUUUACUUUGCUUUUGGAUAAGAAAGGGGGAAAUUUAGAGGAAAAGAUUUAGACCAGAGGAUUUUGGCAAAUAAAAACUCUAAUGGACACGGAGAUUUCCAUUAAAACUGAAUUUUUUACAUGACAGGAAUUUGUGAAAAAAACAUUUUUUUGUGUGGAUAAUUUUCAUACAUGGUGGUAAUCAAAGUGUUGCUAGUAUCUUGUUUGUGAUAAGAAGAUCUCACCUUUAGUUCAAUAAAGAGAGGAAAAAUUCAUAACACGGAAAAAAUUAUUUUGAACUUAACGUGUGCUUCCAUUCGCAUACUAUGCAUAUUGUGAUUGGCCAAUUUUAUAGGCUUGACUCGAUUUGAAAUGGUUUCCAUUUCGUUUCAAUGUAAAUAUAUCAUUACCUUCGUCAAUUCGGACCGCCCUCUAAUAGUACAUCUCACUUUCUCCUUUUUCCAUCGGUUUUUUGUUUUUCAAACGUAAAUAUUCUGUGGCUGAAAAUCGAAAAAUAUAUCGGAUUGAACAUACUCUUAGGUCAAAUUUACGUAAAAUAUUGUUGAUAGGGAGGAAAUUUGUAACGCUUAUCAUUGAAUUCGUAUCAGUUUUACCCAUGCAUACCUGACUAGUUUUCAAUGGUUUAAAUUUUUCAAAUCUUUUGAAAAGGUAUUCAAUAACUCUCCAAAUUCUAAGCCGGAUUGAAAACAUCAUUUUUCUUUUUUGUCAUUUAUAAUAUUCUUUGUAAUACAGUUCUGAGAAUUUGUGGAUGUCCCUUGCUAAUGUUCCAUUAUUUAUCCAAAUGAAGAGUUUGUCAGUGCAUUGUUAUAAAAAAUAUAGAAUAGGGUGAUUCCUGAUAUUGAUUACUCUUAAGCCUUUAAGAUCUCUCAUCAGGCAGCAAAACAGCACUACUUGUAAAUGGUUUGUAAAGGGGCGACGUUACGAGUGUUAAUAAAGGAUCCUUUAAAGAUCAUUUCAGAUGGUGCAGGAAGUGGCCGCACUACUGAAGAGAUGGAGUUAGAUUCUAACCACAAAUAGCACUGAAAGAUAACUUCCCAGAGUACGAUAAAUCUCCUGUCUAAUCUGAUGAAUAUUUAUUUUACUUUAGUUGGACAUGAAACUGCCGAAGGGCAUUAAGAAGAUUUUCGUCUUUAAUAAGAGACAUAAAUUACUUUCACUGCACCAUCUAGUUAUCAGUUUGCCUCCGGUAAUAGCGUCAAUCCAAACUUUCUCAAACCUUAAAUUUCCAAAGCGAAUGCUGUGGCUGAAAGAAAAGCGAUCGUUCUUUUUUUUGUCCAUAACAUAAGCCAAUCGCAAUUUUAGUUUUGUAACACUUAAUCAAAUUGAAAUGAAUUUGUAAGUUGAUAGCCAUUGUUUUGAUAAGAGUUUACUCAUCUUUCCCUUCGAGUCACCUCAGCUACUCUCAAAGUGUGGAUCGUUAAUGUUUCGUUUCCUUUUUUGGCUUCCUGCCAUUGUAAUUCCUUUUAAGCACAAUUUUCCUAAUCAGAAACGAUGCUUAAUUGAAAGGAAACCUUUUUUUUUUUUUUUUUUAAACACCUCGGUGGGGGUCUUUGAAGUGAUCUAUGUUCUUAUCAGACUCAUUCCAAGCCACAACAAAUCCAAAUUACCUAUACAAUGGAGCAAUCAGCAACUUAAAUAGUUUUUCAAUCUGUGAACAGCUGGCGUAGCGGAUGAAGACAUGCUCGAUGAGUUUCUUGUGGGCAGGCGAGAACUGGACCAUGGCCAAAGCUCAACCAUGGACGUCCGGAGGUACGUACAACAUAUCUGAGAAGAUGUUGGACGAGGAUAGUCUUUCUCCUUAAAUGUAACUCUUAGGUUAAACUGUUUUAGGAGACUCCUCUGGUAAGUAAUUCAUGUGAUUGACUGUCUGACUGACUGUUUACUCCGUUAAUCGUUUGUCGGCCCAUCAUUCAAACGAUGAGACCGCAGUUAAACAAUCAGUCAUUAAGUCAACUAUCUAAUCCAUCCUUCCAUCAGUUAUUCACUGGGUCAGUCAGUCAGUCAGUCAGUCAGUCGCUAGAUAAUUAAGCAAUCAAUAAACCAUUAGCUACUUGCUGGGUAAGUGAUUGAUUGCAGAAGCGACUGUUUUGUCGAUUGAUCGGAAUAUUUACCUAUGGACUGGUGAAAUGAUUGAUUCCUGGUUUAGCUUAUCAGUUGACUGACUAAAGGAAGUUAUUUCCUGCUGUGUCGGUGGGGAGUAUAACAAGAUGAUUUGGUUCAAUCAACUUAGUUGAAAUGUACCUUGGCCACCGUAAAGAAUUGCUAAAGCUGACGUUUUGAGCGUCAGCGCAUCAUCAGUGCAAAUGGACUGACUGACACACUAAAUGACUUUUGGUUGAUUGAUUGAUGUCCAGCCAGCGUACCUGAUGAUAUUUCGUUUUUCUCUUUGAUUCCUAAAGUAGAAACGUUUUCAUGCCGUUAUCCAGAACAGGUAAAGGCUGAACUAUUUCGUCUUUAGAUAAAGGAUGAUUCUCUGUAAACUUUAGCAUUUGUAAUCGCUGAGAAAAUGGUAGCUUUGGGCUUCCAUGCUUAUGGUAAACCUUACUUAUUACAGAUUUCUCAAUGUCAAGUACCAUCAGGCUUCCGUGGGAAAAAUGAAGAAGGUUGCUGCUGUGUCAACCAUCGCCAUUAUAUUUUUUAUAGUUAUUAUAUUCACCUUUGGCUCCCCUCCAGUUAAAAAAAUUGCGAUGAAGACCUCUUCGGCUCAGUCACCAACUUCUGAAGAGUCUGGUACCAAGCAACACUUCUUCGUGCUGGCCACGAAUCCCGACAUUCCUGUCAAACUUUCUCUCAAUUGCCAUACGUGCUCUUUAGUGAGCUCUUCUGGGAUGCUGCUUGGCAGUAAUGCAGGCUCAGAAAUAGAUUCUGCCGAUUGUGUGUUCAGAUUGAACUCUGCGCCUACUCUCGGUUAUGAGAGAGACGUUGGAAGAAGAACCACUGUUCGGGUUGUCUCAGUGACAGGUUUCAAGUCUUUGAUUAGGGAUUCCUGGCAGGAAACCUUAGCUUCGUUUGAAGAUCUAGAUUACAUGAUACUGCUCGGACCGGAUGAGGCGCUGUGUAAAAAUUGUACACUUUCUAAACUGUACCAGAAAUUUGCCAAAUACCUCAAAAAUACUGGUGUUCUUCGGGUAACGCAAGAAACCUACCAGAAAGUCACACAAGAAUCAAGAAACCUUGGAAUAAAAUACGGAAGGUGGCUGAAUCUCUCCUAUUUUAGCAUUAAGAAGGCUUUCCUUCACUUGUGAUUCUCAAAUAGGAGACAAAUCAUAACGCGUGGAAGAGAAAGUUUAUAAAAAUUUGAAAAAGAUGAAAGACACCUGAGGAGAUCAGGGACCUCGGGCGUUCACCUUUAGUCACAACUGGAAAACCAGAUUUGUCCAUGCAUAACCUGAGAGGACCUUAUUUUCGAAUCAAUUCAGUCAAUUCCUCAUUUUGCAUCCAUUCUUCUGGUGGAGUUUUGAUAUGAAGGAACAAUCUUAAAAAGAAUGCCUAUUCAGUUUGGCCUCUUCAUUUAUGACCAAUAGAGCACCCUAUUUGAAAGCGCCAUAAACUUUUUAUGAUAAGCUGUCUAGAUAUGAAAAAUGUCGAAAUAGAGACUGUAUUAUCUAAAACAGGGUUUUUUGUGCUUUUCAGGCAGGACCUUCCCAUUUCUACAAGAUAUUUCACAAUGAAUCUCGUUCGUCAGUUUUGUCCCCGAAUCAGGGUAUUUGGUAUGGAAUUGGAAAACCCCUGUGAAAGGUACAUCCAUUUGGUUUUAUAGUGUUUUCCUGAGCAGCAUACGGUUUUGCAUCAGAAUUAAGAAGCUUUCCCUUGUUUUCAGUUCCCUUUUAUUGUAUCUGAAUUUGAUUAAGUGUGGUUGGAUUCCUUCUAGACAUGGAACCGUUCCUGUGUUCUACUGGCUUCCAGAUUCCUGGCAGAGCAAUUGUUUGAGUCAAGGAGAAAGAGUUCACCAACAGUUCUUAAAAGGUCUUGUAAGACUCCGACAGGAAAGACAAAUCUUUAAAUCUUGGGCUCACAAGUAUCACAUUGAGUUCUUCUAUCCUUCUCAUAUAGUUACAUGAACAAUAUGAAGUCCAACAAACAGUUUAUUUUUCAAUUAAUCCUCCAUUUAAGGAAACUAUGAAGAACGAACACAAGAUCUAAACCUCAUUCUUGCGUUCCUCUUUCCACAACCGAUCUAGCGGCGUAAACACGCAUUCUCUGUGAGAAGGGGGGGACAGCACAAGCGAUUUACAGCCAAAUAAGGGCAUGUCAGCUUGCUUUAAACCCUAUACUCCUUAGCUAUGCGCUUGAAAUUAUUUUCGACCCACUGAAUUCUUCUGGGUGACCUUCUCCGUUUUUCUGUGACACAGUAGUGUUUCUUUGCGUGAGCUUGCGUUCUAUGACGCCUAACCUUAAUUUCUGUGAAUCAGGCUGUGAUGUCGUGCCCGAGGAGCAAACUUACACCGCGGCUAUUUUAAAGGGUUGAUUUUUAACCUUAGCUUGUUCUUGAUAACCUGUUUUUAAGGACGCGUCAGAGUAAGACAGAUCAGUGCUAGAGAGUCCACCCCUGCUAUAUUUCCACUGAUAACAAUUAUGCGUUUAUGUUUCAAGCUUUUUUUUUAUGGAGACACAAAAAACUUUGGAAAGACGUUCGCUGUAUCACGUUUUUAUUGUAUAAUAUGCCUAGAUUUUCCGAAACAUGCCAUUAUGCUUUGCCAAUCCGAGUGGCUGAGAUUGUAAAAAUGUAUUGUUUUCUUUGUUCAUUUUCAAAGACGACAAACGGUGAAAUUUAACGGAAGCGUUCGUCCUUGAUAAAUGAACUUUAGUUCUUCAUUGCCUUCUUCUCGCAUCUCCUCUCAUUGUAAUAUUUUUACGAUUCUUUCUAUCAUUUGUAGUAGAUAUCAAUGAGACGUUUUCGAUAUAUCUUGCAUAAGUUACUAGAUAUUAUGUCAAUUACUUGUGCACUUGCAAUUGUUUUAUCAGUGCUACUGAAUGAAAACUCUUUCCUCU
Messenger RNA from Pocillopora meandrina, 6126 nucleotides. Lineage: Eukaryota; Metazoa; Cnidaria; Anthozoa; Scleractinia; Pocilloporidae. The record is from the annotation of a GenBank genome assembly.